GAGGAAUGGGGACCAAGAUGGCAGACCACGAUUCCGCUCAGAAGCUGUUAGGGUUGCUUCCGCCGCCUGACGGCGUGGGAGGAGGCAGCUGUUCGGGAAUCUCCACUGAGCUCAUUCGCUCCCUGACCGAGCUGCAGGAGCUGGAAGCUGUGUAUCAACGGCUCUGCGGCGAGGAGAAAGUGGUGGAGAGAGAGCUGGAUGCUCUUUUAGAGCAGCAAAACACCAUUGAAAGUAAAAUGGUCACUCUCCACCGGAUGGGUCCCAACCUGCAGUUGAUUGAAGGAGAUGCAAAGCAGCUAGCUGGAAUGAUCACCUUUACCUGCAACCUAGCUGAGAAUGUGUCCAGCAAAGUCCGUCAGCUUGACCUGGCCAAGAAUCGCCUCUAUCAGGCCAUUCAGAGAGCUGAUGACAUCUUGGACCUGAAGUUCUGCAUGGAUGGAGUUCAGACUGCUUUGAGAAAUGAAGAUUAUGAGCAGGCUGCAGCCCACAUUCAUCGCUACUUGUGCUUGGACAAGUCAGUCAUCGAGCUCAGCCGACAGGGCAAAGAAGGCAGCAUGAUUGAUGCCAACCUGAAAUUGCUGCAGGAAGCUGAGCAGCGUCUCAAAGCCAUUGUCACAGAGAAGUUUGCCAUUGCCACUAAGGAAGGGGAUCUGCCCCAGGUGGAGCGCUUCUUCAAGAUCUUCCCACUGCUGGGUUUACAUGAGGAGGGACUAAGCAAGUUCUCAGAAUACCUUUGUAAGCAGGUGGCCAGUAAAGCUGAGGAGAAUCUACUGUUGGUUCUAGGGACAGACAUGAGUGAUCGAAGAGCUGCAGUCAUCUUUGCAGAUACACUCACUCUUCUGUUUGAAGGGAUUGCCCGAAUUGUAGAGACCCAUCAACCAAUAGUGGAAACCUAUUAUGGCCCAGGGAGACUUUAUACCCUGAUAAAAUAUCUGCAGGUGGAAUGUGACAGACAGGUGGAGAAGGUGGUAGACAAAUUCAUCAAGCAGAGGGACUACCACCAGCAGUUCCGGCAUGUCCAGAGCAACUUGAUGAGAAACUCUACAUCAGAAAAAAUAGAACCAAGGGAACUGGAUCCUAUCCUGACUGAGGUCACCCUGAUGAAUGCCCGCAGUGAGCUGUACUUACGCUUCCUCAGGAAAAGAAUCAGCUCAGAUUUUGAGGUGGGGGACUCCAUGGCCUCAGAAGAAGUAAAACAAGAGCACCAGAAGUCCCUGGACAAACUCCUCAAUAACUGCCUACUGAGCUGCACCAUGCAGGAGCUAAUUGGUCUAUAUAUUACCAUGGAGGAAUACUUCAUGAGGGAGACUGUCAACAAGGCUGUGGCUCUGGACACCUAUGAGAAGGGCCAGUUGACAUCCAGCAUGGUGGAUGAUGUCUUCUACAUUGUUAAGAAGUGCAUUGGGCGGGCUCUGUCUAGCUCCAGCAUCGACUGUCUCUGUGCCAUGAUCAACCUCGCCACCACAGAGCUGGAGUCUGACUUCAGGGACGUUCUGUGUAAUAAGCUGCGGAUGGGCUUCCCAGCCACCACUUUUCAGGACAUCCAGCGUGGGGUGACAAGUGCCGUGAACAUCAUGCAUAGCAGCCUCCAGCAGGGCAAAUUUGACACUAAAGGCAUCGAGAGUACUGACGAGGCCAAGCUGUCCUUCCUGGUGACCCUGAACAAUGUGGAAGUCUGCAGUGAAAACAUCUCCACUUUGAAGAAGACACUGGAGAGUGACUGCACCAAGCUGUUCAACCAAGGCAUUGGAGGGGAGCAGGCCCAGGCCAAGUUUGACAGCUGCCUUUCUGACUUGGUUGCCGUGUCCAACAAAUUCCGAGACCUCUUGCAGGAAGGGCUGAUGGAGCUAAGCAGCACAGCCAUCAAGCCGCAGGUGCAGCCUUGGAUCAACACCUUUCUCUCUGUUUCCCACAACAUCGAGGAGGAAGAAUUCAAUGACUAUGAGGCCAAUGACCCUUGGGUACAACAGUUCAUCCUUAAUCUGGAGCAGCAAAUGGCAGAGUUCAAGGCCAGCCUGUCUCCAGUCAUCUACGACAGCCUGACCAGCCUCAUGACCAGCCUUGUCGCAGUCGAGUUGGAGAAAGUGGUGCUAAAGUCCACCUUCAACCGGCUGGGCGGUCUGCAGUUUGACAAGGAACUGAGGUCACUCAUUGCCUACCUCACCACGGUGACCACCUGGACCAUCCGAGACAAGUUUGCCCGGCUCUCCCAGAUGGCCACAAUCCUCAAUCUGGAGCGGGUGACCGAGAUCCUAGAUUACUGGGGCGCGAACUCUGGCCCAUUGACGUGGCGCCUCACUCCUGCUGAAGUACGCCAGGUGCUGGCUCUGCGCAUAGACUUCCGCAGCGAGGACAUCAAGAGGCUGCGCCUGUAGCUGCCAGGGUGACCCCACCUGGCCCAUCACGCUUUGGGGCCCAUUCCCUAAGUGGCCACAGCCCAGACUGUUCCACUGCUGGCAGCAGGGAAACAAGGCCCCGACGCAGUCCACUCUCUGUUCUCAGACCUGUCAGGGUGCUUUGGGAGACAGUCUCUCCCCACCAAGUGAGGUAGGUCCCCCUUGGCUCCUAAUUAGGUGGGGAAGACAGGGCAGGCCAGUCUCCUGCACGGGUAGUCAUUCUCUCGUUCUUGGACACUGCAGCAAACGGGCUGCCAGUCUUAAAGGACUUAGGUUUAUCUAGGGACCUAAGGAAUUAGGUUUAUUCCGAGGAGAGGCUGUGAUGCUUAUGAUCACCCUAAAUAAAGAUACUCCUUGAAGAGAUGCCAGUGUGCUGUUGCCAGGAAGGGCUGGAUGCUACAGAGCAAGACAGGUCCAUCAGUUGCACUGAAAUGUGAAGGCAAAAGCCUAAAUCCUCAGCCUCCUCCCACACCCAGAGAGGCACAUGGCCACCACCAGGACCCACAUGAUAACAGGUACCUCAUCCAAUCCCGGACCCUCAUCCCAUCUCUUGGGCCCUCAGCACCAGAAGUUGGAUCAUCCCAGGGGCAGUUUCCCACAGUGCCAGGGGAAGUGGGAAUUGCUCCCAGCAGGAACAAAAAAGAACUUUAUGAGGACAACCUUGAAGAGCAGAGUGAAUUUAUUCCAAGAAGAUUGCAGUCCUGAGAACUCACGGCCCACAGGCACAUGGCAGAGUUGCUGGUUAAGGCCACGAUUAGCAGUGACUUGCUGCAGGACUGCACUGGCUCUCUGCCACAGACACGAGUGUGGACCCUCAUCCCUGUUCCCACUCCCCCAUUAAGUCAGCUUGGGAGUGAGUGUGGAACAGGAAGUCUCUACUCAGGCAAAAGCCUGACCUCUAAGGAAGGCCACAGGAAAUGCCUCAAAGGGCCUCUUCAGGGUCGGCCUUACCAAGGGAACCCAGCCAUCUGCCAAGGCUGGUUGUCAUCCCCUUCUUCCAGGCCCUCAUGGAGAGAGAGAAGGCCAAGGCCCAAGCUGGGCCAUCAGAUUUGUAAAGGUCACAGUGGACGCUGAACUUAGGACCUUCCUGUGUCCAGAUGGAGCAGACACCAAGCCUAGGCCCCUGUCAACCAGGAGGUCACAGUCCUGUUCCCAAGCACCGUCUGUGCCUCACCAACUUUUAGAAAGGGCUGGGCCUGAGCUCAGGUUGGCUUCCUUUGGAAGCAGAUUCACAAAGAAGUGGGUGAAGAGUAGAAGACUGAGCGCUCCCAUGGGGGAAGGAAGGGAGGGCCUGCUAUAGCUCCAGGCUUUCUCCUCUUGCAGAGGGACAAGCCUCAUGAGAAGGGGCAUCAGGCUGAGGUCUCAGUCCCCCAGCAGCUGCAGGCUCAGGCCCUGAGUGUCCACUUCUACCAGGUGGAUGCUGUAGUUUCCGAGGCCCUAGGAGCAAAGGACAGGAGGUGCUAAGAGGGUCUGGGUGGGUUUUAGGCUUUCGGGAGGCUGGACUGUGGCUGCAGGGCCAAGGGGACUUACACCUGUAGCCGCUGGUUAGCUGGUGGGCCACAGGGAGGGCUCCUGUCCCGUGCCAGAUACCAUACCCCGACCACACCAUACCUCAGUCUUGGCCAGCACAGCCUCCAGAGCCUCCUUUUGCCGCGGCUCCUUGGUCAAUAGGUAGAGAAAGCCCCCGCCACCUGCCCCUGCCAGGCUCUGGCCAUGCACGUGGGGGGCCAGGACAUCCAUCAUAUGCCGCACAGCCAAGGGCUCACAGCCUGGAGCCAUGAGCUUCUUCUGCUCCCAGUAUGAUGUCAGGCACUGGCCCAGCAGAGGCAGGCUCCCUGGGGUGGGGGCAGAGAGGGGACUUGUGUGCCUGGGCCAGGAUAUUCACUCAGUGCCCCUCUGUAGACUGGAUGGGGUGCCAAGAGGCACUUCUUAACCAGUGUCAUAGCUAAGAACCUGGGUUCAGUACUCACUGGAAACAGGAGUGAUAAAGCCCACCUCACGGGGUUGUUUGAGGACUAACGAGCACAGAGCAGUUGGCGUGGUACCCGGCACAGUGUUCACUGAACUGUGUAACCCGAAUCAGCUCUGACUCCCUGGAACUCGGCUAUGGAGCCAAGCCUCUUCCCCCAUCUGCUUCCUGGUAGGUGGGGCUGGAGGCUUUCCCCAGGAUGCAAGUAUUGACCUGAGAUGUGACUCCCACCUACGUGUGGGACCCUGCAGAGGACAGAGGCUUCACACCUAGGGCUGGUGCCAAGUCUGCAAAGGCCCCGGGCCUCAGACCCACAGGCAACAGGCACUCACUCCUGGUGCCUGAGCUCCGGGGAAGAAGCGCCUUACCUUGGCGGAAGGCUUCAGCACACUCCUCGGUGUGCCGCACCAGGUUGUGGGCAUUCUGCACAACGGCAGGCAGCCGGGCAUACCAGCUCCUCAGCACGUCCUACAGGUGGGGCAGGAGGGGUGCAGUGAGGCUCAGCUUAGCUGAGCCAUCUCGCGUCCCUCCCUUCUGGGGCCAGGGCUCACCUGCAGCAGAUUCCGGGCCAGACGGGUCUUGCCAGUGUACACCAGGAGCAGGUGGUCAUUGAGCUUCUGGACAAAGCCCGCAGGCACAGUGAUCUCUUCCACUUCCACCUUCAGCGGCAGCUGAGGCCGGGAGCGCCCCACCUUGAUGCCAGGCAUUAGGCCACCCACUUGGUCCUGCCAGCCACCUCCUGCGAGAGCCCGGGCCCCGUCACUGUUGGAGCCUAUCUGGCCCAGCUUCCCUCUCCCAGUACAGGCUCCUGGCCUUGCAUCCCUGGCAGGGACCAGUGUGGGAAGACAGCUUCCCCCCACAACUUCAGCUGGGCCAGGUGAGCUGUGCAGCUUCUGCCCCCGCCCUGGGAGCAAGUUGAACCCAGCAAUGGAAGGGGCUUCAUUCUGGAGCCAAGCUUAGAAUGCACAAGGCCUGAGUUUUGUUGCAGACCUAAUGUGUACUUGGAAUUGGGGUAAACCACAUCAAAGGAUUAAGACCUUACACUAACCUUUCCCCCUGAGGAGGGAUGACAUAGGACUU
Messenger RNA from Globicephala melas (long-finned pilot whale), 5445 nucleotides. RefSeq names its product component of oligomeric golgi complex 4 (gene COG4). Gene Ontology annotation, cellular component: COG complex. Gene Ontology annotation, biological process: Golgi organization; retrograde vesicle-mediated transport, Golgi to endoplasmic reticulum. Lineage: Eukaryota; Metazoa; Chordata; Mammalia; Artiodactyla; Delphinidae. The record is from RefSeq and is a predicted model, not a curated record.